AUGACAACAACUAUUGUAGGAAAAGUAGCUUAUUCUGAUAAUGAACAUGAUGAGACAAUGGAUAUGGUUCAUUCAGAAUAUAUUUCAAAUCAAUUACCUUUUUCAACUAUUCAAAGUAAUAUGCCAAAUGUAGUUAAAACAACAAACUGUCCUGUUGUAUUAAUGAUUGCUCCAGCAACUGUUAUUUGCCAACAGAAUGAUAAAUUUUUUGGAAAGAUGCUUGAAAAAUUAAGUAUAAAUGACAAUAAUGAAAAUUGA
Strongyloides ratti is the source of this 258-nucleotide messenger RNA. RefSeq lists its product as hypothetical. The transcript has 2 exons. Bases 1 to 258 code for a protein of 85 amino acids. The record is from RefSeq and is a predicted model, not a curated record. NCBI's taxonomy places the organism in Eukaryota, Metazoa, Nematoda, Chromadorea, Rhabditida, Strongyloididae.